CCUUUCCCCUCGGUCCCAGCAGCAAGAUGGCGGCGGCCGUAGCCUCAGCGGGGCUGAGGAGGCGGCCGGGUGGCGUGUGGGGCGCGGUGGCCCGGCGGCUGCUGCAGGUGACUGCCCCGCAGAGCCAGUCCCGGGACAAACCCGAGACCCGCCACCCCCAGUAUCCCGGGAUCGUGGAAUCCACUGAAGAAUAUAAAUUUGUGGAGAGACUCAUUCCACCCACCAGAAUUCCUGCUCCCCCCAAACACGCCCAGUACCCCACCCCGUCUGGCUGGAGAGCCCCAUCAGAUACUCCACCUGCCCUUCCUUACUUUGUGAGACGGUCCCGCAUGCACAAUGUUCCAGUCUAUAAGGACAUCACCAGUGGCAAUAGGAGGAUGACUGUUAUCAGGAAAAUCGAAGGAGAUAUCUGGGCCCUGGAAGAGGAAGUUAAAGAGUUCCUCACUCAGCUUGCUGGGAAACCACCACCUAUUCAAGUCAACGAAAUCACUGGCAGCAUCGGUAUCAAGGGCUAUUUUGACAAUGAACUGAAAGAGUGGUUGUUGAACAAGGGGUUUUAAAUAAACCAACUAUCCCAUUUU
Molecule: messenger RNA, 581 nt
Organism: Gopherus evgoodei (Goodes thornscrub tortoise)
Lineage: Eukaryota; Metazoa; Chordata; Testudines; Testudinidae
Gene: MRPL49
Product: mitochondrial ribosomal protein L49
Exons: 4
Coding region: 27-560 (177 amino acids)
Biological process (GO): translation
Cellular component (GO): mitochondrial large ribosomal subunit; ribosome
Molecular function (GO): structural constituent of ribosome
Source: RefSeq, a predicted model, not a curated record